UCGUAAGUUCCUUACUUCGUUUCAAAUUCCACUCGCUAACAACUCGUUACUCAGUGACUCACCAAUGGCAGACCGAGUUCACCCGGGAAACUCGCCGCAACUCCCACAAACGACGUCGUCUCACGCCGCGGCGAAUCCCUCGCCGCGGCAAGGAACCUACGUCAUCCAGAUCCCAAAGGACCAGGCCCCCCGCCUCUCUCCGCCGGAAAAUUACCGAAACUACGCGCACUACACUCGCCGGGAAACUCGCCGGUGCCGCUUCUGCUGCUGCCUCUGCUGGUUCAUCUCCAUCCUCCUCCUCCUGGCCGUUCUCCUCGCCGCCGCCGCCGCCGUCUUCUACUUCGUCGUGCGGCCGAAGGCGCCGGACUACGCCAUCGAAGGCGUCGCCGUGAAGGGAAUGAACCUCACCUCGGCGGCACUGUCGCCGGAGUUCGACGUCUCCGUCAGGGCCGGUAACGGCAACGGGAAGAUCGGAAUCUACUACGAGAAGGGAAGCUCCGUUGAGAUGCUCUACGACGGAGCCAUGCUGUGCAACGGCGCGUUGCCGGCGUUUUAUCAGCCGCCGAAUAACGUGACCGUGUUCGAGACGGUGUUGACGGGUAACGGCGUGGAACUGACGGCGUCGGAGAAGACGGCGUUGGUGAAGGCCGUGGCCCAACGGAGCGUGCCGUUGACGCUGAAACUGAGGGCACCGGUGAAAGUUAAAGUGGGGUUCGUUAAGACGUGGAAGAUCACCGUUAUGGUCGUUUGUGACGUUACGGUGGAUCAGUUAACGGCGCAGGCUAGGAUCGUGAACAAGGAUUGUAGUUACGGGGUGGAUAUUUUGUGAUUGUGAGAAUUUAAAAGCGACAUUGGGCUUGGGAAUGAAAGGGUUUUAGAGAUUACCCAUUAUUUUAUUUUUGCAUUUUUAGUGCUUUCACACAAAUAUUACUUUUUUCAUGUAUAAUGAUACGUUAUAUUAGUUGAUUCUUAUAUGGAGGUUUUCAUGUAUUACUCAUUGGGUCAAGCGUUCUGCGCUUAGGAUCGUCCCCUAUUGAGAUGAUCAAGUGAGGUCUUACAAUAGGCACUUCAGAGCAUAUAUGAACUUUUAACACGUGUCA
Cajanus cajan (pigeon pea) is the source of this 1100-nucleotide messenger RNA. The record is from RefSeq and is a predicted model, not a curated record. Lineage: Eukaryota; Viridiplantae; Streptophyta; Magnoliopsida; Fabales; Fabaceae.